ACGUAGAGUCAGUUAGUGCAGUGUUAUGCUGGUGUAUGGACGUGUUGAGGAUUGAAGCCGGUUUCGUAUUUACAAACUUUGUCGAUUAUUUUGGUUAUGAAUACGUUUUGAAACGACAGCCGCGUAGCGUGUAUUAAAUUUUCACGACUGUUAGCGAAUAAUUAAGUUUGUUUUAGUUGAGUUUUUUUUUGUUUUGUGUAUGUAACCUUGUGUUUGGUUUCGCCGCAAGAUUUUCGAAUCUAUUUUGGCGGUUAUGAUGUAACAAACAGAAGUCCCUAACUAGAAUGGGAGCAGGGUGCUGAGGGAUCAUGCACACUUCGAUGAUGAUGACUGUCAACUCUCCACCUGUGCCUCAUCGAGACAUCACCGGGGUAUCAGCUACAUCCUACCGCCCAUACAACGAAGAAUAUGCUUCCGUCCAACGCCAUAUCGAUAGACCUCAACCCGAACUUGACAUCGACCGUAGUAAGAAGGAUAAGAAAUGGUCCAUCGGAAAAUUGUUCAGGAGAAAGAAAAAGGAAGAGGAAAGUGGCUCGUCAUCACAAAGUGAUGAAGGUGGACGAUCACCAUCGAAGAGAAAGAGCAAAAAGAAAAAGCGAGCGCCUGCUGUCAAUAACUUUGAUCAUAUAGUUAUCAGAGACACACGGCGAGCUCAAAGUUUGGCCAAGCCUAUUGUACGAGAUAUUACUGAUGAUGGAAUCUUAUCCGAUCCCUCAGCAGGUUUCCUGAAUUAUCAACCGAGAGUCCGCGACACACGUGCCGACCAACAUGAUUAUCUAUUUGUAAAAGAUGAAAGUAACAUUAGACCUGAAAAGAUGGUAUUAGACACCUCAACUAAAAAAUCGAGAAAGAGUAGACUAAAAGCAAGAGUCGAAGCUCUAAGGAAUAGUAUGAGGGGUGAUUCGAGUAGUGAUGAAGAGUCAUUGAAAUCGUCUAAUUCCUCAUCAAUGUUGCGAUUUAGAAGCGACGAUUCUUUGAUGCGUUCAAGAGAUAGUUCUCUUAACAAAAGGACAAGGAGUGCACGAAACGAACGGUACAUCAAGAGAUUAUCAAGAGACGAAGAGCAUCAACUUAACAAAGAAGCAGAACUAUUGCAACAGGGAUAUUCAAAAGCUGAAGUUGAAAUGUUGACACGAACUCCUACUAGCCAGAGUAGUGGUUAUGGAACUUGUAAACGUGAAAAUACUAACAAAGCGCAUACAGAACAAUUAAAUGAUUUAAAUCGACGUACGAUGAAAUCCGAAUCAGUAUCUUCAUUCCCCUCCACGCAAAGUUAUCCAUCAUCGAUUAAUUUUAAUGCUAAAGUUAACAACGAACAUAUUAACUACUCCAUUAAAUAUCCUAAUAACAAUAUACAUCGCGACUUGCUUCAUCCUAAUAGCAUCAGAGAAAGAACUCCAUCUAUUAAUCAAUACGAGGAUCCCAAUAAUGUAAUGUGUGUUAAAUUUCCACUUGGAAAUGUAAAUAACGUCAAAACUGAGGAAAAAGCACCGCCUGUUCCUCCACCACGUGAUAUGCAAAGAAAAGUAGUCACGCCCAUAUCAAUGUACCAUGAUACUAGUUCUUUGGGUGGAAACAUGAUGAAUACUAACCAACAGAACGUUUUACAUGGUGUGCCUAACAAUGACUUUGAAAGAAUAAUGCGUCGAAGUCAAGAAAGAACAAUUGGUUCAGGAUUUAACGGAUUACGAAGACCAAUAUCAAAUUCUGAAGAUCAUAUUGCAAUGCAAAAUAACGAAUAUUUGCAAAAUUAUAAUUACAGAAAUGAACAACCACGAAGGCCCGCAUCAGUUUCUGCUGAACCUAAUCACUAUGGAAUGUAUAUGAAUAGUCCCAUGUGGAAAAAACGAUUAGAACAAAAUAAAAUUAUGAGACCUGAAGCAAUACAAGUAAAUCAAGAUUAUUUGUAUUAUGCUGAUCAGACUCCUCGGUCCCGGCGACCAAUUAGUAUAAAAACUAGCCAAGGUGGUUUUGAAAGCCAAUAUUUAAGUGAUUCACAGACAACAUCCAAUUUAAUGGAUAACAUUUACAGGAGACCUCGCAAUGCAUCAGAGUUUUGGAAAAAAAUUGAUGAUGCUGAAAAACAAAGGCGGCAACAAACUUUUGUAAAUUCAAGAGGAAGCAGCGAUUAUUCCAGUAGCACGCAAUUAAAUAAAAUAUUUUUGGACAAAACUAAAGUAAAUGAUAGGGGACAGAACAGAGACGUAUCAGAAACAACUCACACAACACAAAGUAAACCUCCGGAAACUAGAUCAUGGAAGGCUACAACUGAAUACAAACGCUCUGUUACGGUAGAACCUCCAAAAUCAAAUACGUCGCCUGUUUUGAAAACACAUACCCGACACAAAUCUGAUACAUUUAUUCCAAACUCUUAUCAGGUUCCAUCAGACGAAGAAGGUUCAGAGCGAAGAAAAUCAACAAAUCUGGAUGAUGCUCUUAAUGAAUUAGAAGCUAUUUACAAUAGUCUUGGCUUAGGUGAUGAAGACUUACUUGAUAGAGCUGAAAGAAGAGAAUUGAUGACACCAAAAUUUAACGAUCGCUGUAAUGACUGGAAUGGCAACGAUGACAAUAUAAAAUUACAAAGUCAACCAUCUACGCCAUUAAGGCGAAUAUCAAGACGUUCUACCUUACCAGACAAAUUACAAGAUGACAUGGCAUUCCGUCGAUUAAAUUCGACAACCAAUAAAGAGAAGCCAAAUUAUAAAGACACACAAGCUCAAAUUAGUUAUAUGUUAGCAUCGCCAGUUUAUGUACCGUAUGCUUCGGAUGAUGACAGGCAAUCUGACCGUAAUGAACCUGAUAUUAUACAUGAUGACGUUGUAUAUAGAAAUAUCAAACAAACAAAUAGCAGGCUGAGAACUGUUGAUCCUCAACCACCUUUUGGUAUACCCGUUGGGCCAGUAUCUCCAGCACCACAAAGUGACUAUUUACAUGCAACGCCAGAAAAUAAAGGAAGGUCGCGUUUUAUUCCUAAAAGAUCACCUGAUAUUGUGGCUGACGAUUUAGCAUAUCGAAGCCUACGCAAAGAUAGCAGACAUUCAACAUUAUUUAAUGGAGACGAAUAUAGUGGCCUAAUUAAUAAUAACCAUAACUAUACAGAAUUUCCCUUCACGAAUAACUCUACGAAUAAUAUUAAAAAGAAGAGGGCUGUAAGGUCUCUAUCUGCAAAUAUCUUUACAAUGAUACAAAAAGAAAUAGAUGACGCUAUCAACAUGACCAAAAAACCUAGCUUACAAAAAACUAAUAGUAAUAGUGACGUUAUGAGGCGCCUUCGUGAUACUUUUGAAAACAACGAUAAUCAACGUGACUGUUAUCCUCGUAAUAAGGUAAAGCAACGGCACAAUACUGUAAAUUUAUUUGCUAAUAAUACACACACACCCACCCAUCAUUUUGCUAAGGAUGAUUCAUUUAUUCACAACGAAAAUAAAUGUCUUGCUAAAUCAUCAUCAUGUGAUAAAUCCACAACAUCAUCACCAUCCAAUAAAUCACCACAAGCAUCUAAACGAUCAUCAAAGGACGAGUUUCAACAAGUACUCAGUAUGCUAGCACAAGAAGCAAUGGAUACGAGUAAUAAAUUGGGAGUCGCAUUAGCUGAGCUAGAUAAAAAUAGAAGUAAGAAUGAUUUGUUAGACACGCAUAAUAAAAUAUCAGACAGCAGGAUUAACUUUUUAAACAGUCUUACGAAUAGUUCUAAUAACGAUGUGGUGUCUGAACUUAAAAAUAAUGAAUUAAACCAUAAUAAGAUAGCCACUGCCAAUUCUCCAAAUGAAAUUAACGAGGACCAGGAAACCACAGGUAAAAAAACUGAGGACAGUUUGCUUAAAAUAUCUAAUCAAUUACACAAAGUAGAAGAUCGAUUAAAACAUAGUUAUGAAAAAGAAAUCAAUUUUGACGAAGAAAGCUCCCGACUAACGUCGUAUGUACAAAAAGAAAAAGAAGAUCCUUUAAAAGUAAAAGAAACGGUAGUAGCACCAGUUGAAAACCAAUUUCAACCGGAUAUAAUACCGGUUAAAGUACAAAAUGAUACAAAAAUGGUUGAAAUUCCACCGGGAUUAAAUUCUAAUACUGAUUUACCAUCACUAAAAUUCCAUCCUUCAAAUCCAUUUCUGUGUAGUGAUGAUAAAGUAAAAGAGCUAAACGAAAUUAAAGCAUUUAAAGAGCUUAAAGAUGGUAUUUCUGAUUUAAUUGCUGGUAUAACAGAAGUGAAUGAUAAAAUAUUUAUUUCCAAAACAGCUCAAAAAGCGACUACAACACAAAAAGAGGCAAUUGACGUUAGUACAACGGAUAGCUUAGCUAAGGCGAUUGCUAAUACAGAAAAAGACAUUCCUGAACGUGUUAAUAUACCCUCUUAUGCAAAAGAAGAUAAACCGGAUGACGCGGAUUCGACUGAAUAUAACUCAUCUGAAGAACUGGCUACAAUAUUUAAGUUCGAGGAUAGAGUCAAUAAAUCUAUUAUUCAUAAUAACAACGACCCAGACGAUGAGAAACGACCUGAUUUAAGUUCACCAAAACUUGUUCGGACGAUGAAUCAACAACUCAGAAGGUUAUCGGUUGAUGAAAACACUGCUUGUCAAAGUAAUUCACUGCCAAGUGACGUAGUUCCAUGGAGAGCUAAAAGGCAAAACAAUAAUUCACAAAACGAUCAUAAAGGCAGUAAUACGAAGUCAAAGCGCAAUUGGCACGACUCAGGCACGUUGAUGUUAGCUUGUUCCUACACUGUGAUGCUCUCUCAACACUUGGCAGAUUUGGACUGGCUGAUGCUGCUCGGCUUGCUGUUAGCAAUGAUCACUAUUAUAGCCAUGUUAUUAAUUUAAUAAUUAUAUAAAUAAAUCACAGAAGACAGAUCUUUAGUUAAGUGACUUUGCAAGUUAUAUGGAUGCCUGUACCACAGUAUAAUAUGCCUGUAAUUUUUCUUCUUUUAUCUGCACACAACCUUGUGUUUCAUUAAAUUUUAACUUGUGAAAUGAUUUGACUACUAUCUGUCGUGAUUAUUUUUUAAAAACGUUAC
This is a messenger RNA of Colias croceus (clouded yellow), 5008 nucleotides long. RefSeq names its product homeobox protein 2-like. NCBI's taxonomy places the organism in Eukaryota, Metazoa, Arthropoda, Insecta, Lepidoptera, Pieridae. Bases 309 to 4814 code for a protein of 1501 amino acids. The record is from RefSeq and is a predicted model, not a curated record. The transcript has 3 exons.